Messenger RNA from Vicia villosa (hairy vetch), 2583 nucleotides. Its product is annotated as putative pentatricopeptide repeat-containing protein At1g09680. Gene Ontology annotation, molecular function: protein binding. The transcript has a single exon. Lineage: Eukaryota; Viridiplantae; Streptophyta; Magnoliopsida; Fabales; Fabaceae. Bases 25 to 1827 code for a protein of 600 amino acids. The record is from RefSeq and is a predicted model, not a curated record.
UUGCCACAGCACGACCAACCAACCAUGAAACUUAAACCUCAUCAUUUUCAUAUUCAUCACAGCCUUGUCUCUUUUUCAUCAAAACCUCGCUACAAAAACCAUGACAUUCUCUACACAAUCUCAGAAGCGAUCAACACCAUCCACAACAACAACAGCAACAAUCUCCAUUCUCAAACACCUCCCGAUUACUCUCUCAACCCCUCCCUCAAACGCAUUCUCCCUUGCCUCACUUCUCACCACAUCACCAACCUCAUCAACCUCAACCCUCUCUCUCUUUCCCCUCACUCCCUCUUCUCCUUCUUCAACUGGCUCGCUUCUCGCCCUCCCUUUCGCCACACUCUCCAUAACUACUCCACCAUGGCACACUUUCUCUCUUCCCAUAACAUGCUCUCACAAACACAUUCCCUCUUCCUUUUCAUCAUCUCCCGAAUGGGUCACCAGUCUUCUUCUUCCCUCCUCUCUUCCCUUCUCCAAACAAACCCUACUCACCACCACCAUCAUCAUUGCUCUGUUCUUGUUUUUGAUGCUUUAAUCACUGCUUACACGGACUCUGGAUUCAUACCAGACGCAAUUCAGUGUCUACGAUUGCUGAAAAAGAACAACUUUGCAAUCCCGCUUCGUGGUUGUGAGUAUCUUCUCCUUCGUGUUAUGAAGCUGAAACAACCGGAGCCUUGUUGGGAGUUUUAUUUGGAGGUUUUGGAUUAUGGGUAUCCGCCAAAAGUUUAUCUUUUCAACAUUUUGAUGCAUGGCUUUUCAAAAGUUGGUGAUGCUACGAAUGCGCGGAAGGUGUUUGAUGAAAUUCCUAAGAGGCGUUUGCGUCCUACUGUUGUUAGUUUUAAUACUUUGAUAAGUGGGUACUGUAAAGCUGGGAAUGUAGAGGAGGGUUUUGCGUUGAAAGGUGUUAUGGAGAGUGAAAGGAUAUCUCCUGAUGUUUUCACUUACAGUGCUUUGAUUAAUGGGUUGUGUAAGGAAAGUAGGUUAGAUGAUGCGAACAAUUUGUUUGAUGAAAUGGGUGAGAGGGGGUUGGUUCCUAACGGUGUAACUUUCACUACUUUGAUUGAUGGACAGUGUAAAGAUGGGAAAAUUGAUUUGGCGUUGAGAAAUUUUGAGAAGAUGAAGGAUGAAGGUGUGAGACCUGAUUUGAUUACUUAUAACGCGUUGAUCAAUGGGCUUUGUCGGGUUGGAGAUAUCAAGGAGGCUAGGAAGCUUUUUAAUGAGAUGAUUGGGAAUGAUUUCAAGCCUGAUAAGAUCACGUUCACUACUCUAAUGGAUGGAUGCUGUAAAGACGGAGAUAUGGAAUCGGCAUUGGAGAUUAAGGAUAGAAUGGUUGAGGAAGGGAUUAAGCUUGAUGAUGUUGCUUUUACUGCACUAAUAUCGGGACUUUGUAGAGACGGAAGAGUUCGCGAUGCUGAAAAGUUGUUGAGGGAUAUGUUGAGUGCUGGUUAUAAACCCGAUGAUCCAACGUAUACAAUGGUUAUUGAUUGCUAUUGUAAGAAAGGUGAUGUAAAGAUUGGAGCCAAGUUACUGAAAGAGAUGCAGAGAGAUGGACGUGUACCAGGAGUUGUUACUUAUAAUGCGCUAAUGAAUGGAUUUUGCAAACAAGGUCAGAUGAAAAAUGCUAGAAUGUUGCUUGAUGCAAUGCUUAAUUUGGGAGUGGUUCCAAAUGAUAUUACGUUUAAUAUUUUACUAGAUGGUCAUUGCAAGCAUGGAGGUUCUGUUGAUUUUAACAUAUUUAGUGGUGAGAAAGGACUUGUUUCAGAUUAUGCUUCAUAUAUAGCACUAGUCAAUGAAUCAAGUAAAAUUUCAAAAGAUAGACUGAGGAGCUGAUAUUCAUUGAACUAAGUAGCACCAACAGAUCAGGUUAGAAGCAAGUAUGGGUGUCCAACAAAUUAGUGUACAAUACUGAUUACAUAACACUGAAAUGUUUAGUCUCAUACAAUCGAUUUUCUCUAACUAAUAUUCAGUGUCAAUGUGUUAGCGUCGCAUCCAAUAUAUGUUGAGCUGAUACCUAUUGAUCUGAGUAGCACAGCAUAUCUGCCACUAAAUGUAGCACCAACACAUUAUUUUAAAGACAUGUUGCAGUGUAUGUGCAUAUUAGUGUACAGUACUGAUGACAAACACUAUAAUUGCAUACAAUCACUCCAAUUAUCUUAAACUAUUACAAAAUAUUUACGUCGUAAUUGUCUGUAGUUUGUAGUGGCAAAAUUAUGUGUACUUUUGAGAUAGGUAGCUGUUGCUAAUACAAAAAUCCAAAACUGUUACUAAAAGGUUUAAUUAUUGCUAAGAGAAUAGGUGUAAAUGUCAUUGAAGUAAAUAUCGAUUCGACUGGAGUAGUUAAUGGGAUGAACAAUAUUAACAAGGUGAACCCCAUGGAAAGUGCCUUGUUAAGCAAAAUCAAAGAAUACAUUGAUAUGGAUUGGAUGGUGCGGGUAUGAAAUGUGUUUAGGGAAGAGAACUUUUGUGCGGAUCCUCUUGCCAAGAGGAGUUUGCAGCUUAAUGAAGAUUAUUGUUUCUUUGAUUUCUGUUCUAUUCGGAUAAAGCAUAUUGUACUUGAAAACUUGGUGAAAUUUUUUACACUAUUUA